GCGGUGGGGGCGGAGAGAAGCCGCAGCUGCAACUGCGCCUGGAGCCUCUGAGCCUGGGCUCAGCCGGGGACCCAGCCGGCGUCAGCGCGGAGCCACCGCUUCCCCGUCCCGGACCUCAAAACAGCCGGCUCGGCUAUGGCAGCCGCCGCCGCCGCGGCGAAUCUGGCCCCUGCGCUCCUCGGCCGACGCUGAGCGGCCGUUAGUCAGCCAGUCCGCUCGCUCGCCGACUCGCCGGUGCCGCCUCGGCCCAGGUUCCGCACAAGUUUCCGCCGCCGAAGAAGCAGGAGGCGAAGGCAGGGGAGGACGGAGAGGUGGGGAGUCGGGCGCCCCUAGCCCACCCGGCACUCCCGCCAGCGAUGUGGGGGCGCUUCCUGGCCCCGGAGGCCGGCGGGCGGGACAGCCCCGGCGGAGCCCGCAGCUUCCCGGCGGGCCCAGAUUGUUCUUCAUCAGCAUGGUUACCUGGUAAUGAAUCAUCGUGGCAGGCCACAACUGUUCCAUCUAACCAGCGAAAUAACCAUAUCAGGAGACAUAGUAUAGCUUCCGACAGUGGUGACACUGGCAUUGGAACUUCCUGUUCUGACAGUGUGGAAGAUCAUUCAACUUCAAGUGGCACAUUAUCUUUUAAGCCUAGUGGAUCAUUGGUUGCUCUUCCUACAGCCCAUGUCAUGCCGUCUAACUCCAGUGCUUCAGUUUCCAAACAUAGGGAAUCAUUGACAUCAGAUGGCUCAAAAUGGAAUGUAAGCCUCAUGCAAACACUGGGAAACCAUGGUAGGGGGGAGCAGGACCCUUCACUAGACAUGAAGGACUUCAGGCCCCUCCGGAAAUGGUCAUCUUUAUCCAAACUCACUGUUCCAGAUAACUACAGCCAGAGUGGCAUUCUGCAUACGGAAGAGUCAGGGAGUGGUUUGGAAAAGACAAGGAGAGGCAAAGCUUUAACAUCACAACUAAGGACAAUUGGACCUAGCUGCUUACAUGAUAGUAUGGAGAUGCUUAAGCUAGAGGACAAGGAGAUAAAUAAAAAACGAUCAACUCUGGACAAUAAAUAUAAAUUUGAGAGCUGUAGCAAAGAGGACUUUAGAGCUUCUUCCUCCACUCUUAGGAGACAGACCUUAGACAUGACAUAUAGUGCCUUACCUGAAAGCAAGCCCAUUAUGACAAGCUCAGAGGCCUUUGAACCUCCGAAAUAUUUAAUGCUUGGUCAACAAGCAGUAGGUGGAGUUCCCAUUCAGCCUUCUGUGAGGACGCAGAUGUGGCUUACUGAGCAGUUGCGGACAAAUCCUUUGGAAGGUAGAACUACAGGGGACUCUUACAGUUUAGCUCCUUGGCAGCAGCAGCAAAUUGAAGAGUUUCAACAAGAAAGUGAAACACCAGUGCAGGUUUUAACUGGAUCAUCUCGUCAAAGUUAUUCACCUUCUGGCUAUCAGGAUUUCAGUAAGUGGGAAUCAGUGCUGAAAAUAAAAGAAGGACUACUAAGGCAGAAAGAACUUGUAAUUGAUCGGCAAAAGCAACAAAUUACUCACCUACAUGAAAGAAUAAGGGAUAAUGAAUUACGAGCACAACAUGCCAUGUUAGGACAUUAUGUAAAUUGUGAGGAUUCUUAUGGGGCUACUUUGCAGCCACAAUAUGAGAACACUUCCCUCCAGACUCCAUUUUCAGAUCAGUCAGCAUCCCAUUCCCAGCAAGACGAGCUUGAGCAAAAACUCGCAUCUACUGAGAAAGAGGUUUUACAGCUCAAUCAGUUUCUCAAACAAAGAAUAAGCCAAUUUAGUGAAGAGAAGAAGAAACUGGAGGAAAAGCUUAAAACCAGAGAUAGAUACAUCAGUAGCCUGAAAAAGAAAUGCCAGAAGGAGGCUGAACAAAAUAAAGAAAAGCAGAGGAGAAUUGAGACCUUGGAAAAGUAUCUAGCUGAUCUUCCAACUCUUGAUGAUGUGCAGAGUCAGAGUCUACAGCUACAAGUUCUAGAAGAAAAAAAUAAGAAUUUGCAAGAAACUUUGAUAGAUAUGGAAAAAGAGCUUGAAGAGUUCAAAAAGCAGUGCCAAGAAAAAGAGGCACAGCUAAUAUGCCAGAAAAGGAAAGAGAAGGAGUUGGUGACUACAGUUCAGAGUUUGCAGCAAAAAGUAGAAAGAUGUCUUGAAGAUGGAAUUCGCCUUCCCAUGUUAGAUGCAAAACAGCUUCAGAAUGAAAAUGAUAACCUGAGAGAACAGAAUGAGAAUGCUACUAAGAUAAUAGACAGCCAACAAGAUGAGAUUGACAGAAUGAUUUUAGAAAUUCAGUCUAUGCAAGGGAAACUUUCUAAAGAAAAAUUGACUACUCAAAAGAUGAUGGAAGAGCUAGAAAAGAAAGAAAGGAACCUACAGAGAUUAACACAAACAUUGCUUGAUAACCAAAGACAAACAGAAGAGACCUGCUCUUUGUUGGAUCAGGGCCAGGAAGUAGAACAAGCCAGGCAGCAGACUGUUCUUUCCAAAAAGCCACUGUUUGAUUUGAGUGUGAUCGAUCAGCUGUUCAAGGAGAUGUCCUAUUGUUUGUUUGACUUGAAGGCAUUGUGUAGUAUUCUUAAUCAGCGUGCUCAAGGCAAGGAGCCUAAUCUUUCAUUGUUACUGGGAAUCAGAUCAAUGAACUGUUCAGCGGAAGAGACAGAGAAUGACCAUAGCCCAGAAACACUCACUAAGAAACUGUCGGAUGUGUGCCAGUUACGGAGGGACAUAGAUGAGUUAAGGACUACACUGUCAGACCGCUACGCUCAGGACAUGGGAGACAGCUGUGUCACCCAGUGACCAGCGUGGGCCCCACUGCAAUAACAACCCACUGUUAAAUGCUGCUGAGUCACGGUUCUUGUUUCUUUUUAGGAGCCACGAUGGAAAGGUGCAAGUGACGUGUGGCUUGCACAGGGGUUUUCUUUCUGUGGAUUUGUUCUGUUGGGGAGGAACUGGGAUGUGAGGAGGUUUCGAAGGGGCUUAUCUAAUCAGGCCAAAAAAGUUAAAUUACCAUUUGAAAAAUGUGAUAAAAUGUAUAAGAAGAAAAAAUUCUGUAUUCUCAAACUACUGAUUGUAGGACCAAGCUGUGAAGAGUACCCUUCAGAUAAAGGGGUAGGAUUUCUUUUAAUCCUGUAGUUUUGUGGAUGUGUGUGUGGAUGUGUGUGUGUGUGUGUGUGCACGCGUGCAUACGUGUUUAUUCACAAAAUUAUAAGGAUUUCUGGAGUCAAAGCAAAGCUUCUGAGAAAGGCACACACUGUAUUUUUGUGCUUCUUUUCUUUAGUGUGGAAGCUUGUGUUGUACUUGGGUUUUUCAAGGGCUUGCUGAACAAGAGUUCCCGCAGCAGGCAGGUGUUCUGACAGUAGUGCAGCAGGCAAAACCGUCUGUGUUCUGAACAGCCACUGUGCUGAGAUGGUGAGGUGGUGUGUCUGGGUUGAUUUUAGUACUGUAGAUAGGUCAGCUGUUUUUCCAGAGUGAUUGUGAAUUGCCUAAGUGGUGUGAAAUUUUGAUGUGAUGGUUUUUCCCAUUAGCAUUGUAAUUUAUGUAUUACAAGGCAACUUAACAUAAUCUGAAGUAAUUUUAACAUGUCCCUCACUAUUUACAGUUUUUUAUUUAUAUGUUUAUAUAUAUAUCAGUGUAGACAAAGCCAUAGUAAUUAAUGCAAACAUAAGGCCUCAGAUCAUUAUUGUAAAAGAAAGAUUAACAAAGUGACUCUGGAACAAUAGCUUAUUUAUCCGAAUCUCAAAUGUUUACAUUUUAACAGUUUUGUAUCUGUUUUAAAGUUGAAACUACUUUAAGAAAAAAACCAACCUGUAUUCUUUAUAUCUGAAUUAUUGCUAGCAUAGCAUAAAACAAAAUCUAAACCUAAGUGAUACUGCAAUUUCUUUUAUUAGGUAAAGUAUAUUAAAAAAAAACAGGGUUCUUCAUAGAAUAUGAACUUGGUCAGGUUAGUUCUUCUUUUGGAGUACAGGAUAUCACUAUGAAAUGCAUCUGGUUUUUAAUCAUUUAAAUGAUUUAAACUUCCAAAUGAGUAUUUCCAUGUUUUAUUUGGUAUUUUGGAAGGACUGUAUAUUUUAUUGCCCUCAGAGCAUUCAGUACAUUUUUUUAAAAUGUACUUAGGUAGGUGAUCAUUGUCCUUUACAAGUUGGUUUUGAUUUCCUGAUGCAACCAAGUCUCAUUUAGGUCAGGACUAAAUAACAUGUAGAAGGGAGGAGGGAUGUUAGUCAAGCAGGAUAAUAAUGUUUUGCGCAAGAGCAGAGCACAUGUCUGUUUGCUUGCCAGGCUUCUGUACUGGUUGGUAUAAAGGCUGCUCCUGGAAGACUGUGCCCCUGAGUAGUCUCCGCAUUGAAAACGUGUGGGGUAAGGCCUUCAAGGAAACCAGCCAGGAGAACAUUCACUUCAGAAUUUGGCUUUUGUAUGGCUCUCUGUAGUUAUUUUAUAGUUACAUUUCAGCAAAGUUAUAAUGCUUUGUAAGGACGUCAAACUUUCCUUCUAGUCAGUCCUCCCUCCCUCCUUACUUCCUAGGAUCUGGGCAGUGGAUAUCAGUGCAUUGUCCUGAUUCCGCAUCCCAAGGUCCCUAACCUAAUAAGAAGGGACUUAGUCACUGGCAAGGACUUGGUUUUCUAAUGUGUUCAUUUGUUUUUGAAUGUUAGUGGUUUGAAGACAAUCAGGGAGUAUUUGUACCAAAAAUCUGAUACAAAGAAUUCUGCCUUGUAAAAAUUAGUAUCUGUGAAAAUGGCCCUUUACAGUAAAGCAGAUAAUGGCAUCUGAAAUAAAUAUUACACAAGUGCAGGACACAACAUUUUUACAGUCUCUGGAUAGAGUCUCCUCCCCCACGCCCAGUCUCCACAGUUUUGGAAAUAAAGGUCCCCUAAAAUGGCAAUGAUAAUGGGCAGGUAAUCACUGAAUUGGGUCACUAGGGUCUGACUUAAAUGUAUACUUAAAUGUGUAUGUUUGGGGGUUUAUGGUUAUUAUUUUUGUUUAGCCAAACUUUUGGUCAUUGGUUUUGAUUACUGUAGAUAAUUUUGUUUUCUGGCUUAGUUGGGAUAAAAAUAAUUUAUAUUUUAAAAAAAAGUUAGCAUCCUAAAACUUCAAUACUUUGACUUAAUUCACAUAUCUUGAGAUAAAAAAUAAUUUUAACUUAGUAGGAAAUUAACUGACUACUGCUGGUGUAUUUCAGUUUCCACAAUGUAUGCUCCCCAUAAAAAAGGGAAUUAAGAUGUGAUAGUUGAAGUAUAACCUUGAAUUACAAAUCUCUUGGAGUCUGGGUUUUGUCAGGGGGCCCAGAUGAUAAUAAAUAGAGAGCCUUGGUGCACAUUUUGGGGGAAAUAAGACUAGUAAUAUUCUAAUUUGUCAGUAUUUAAUUUUGAUUUUUAUUUCUCAGAAAAUUCCCCUUUCCCAAGGCAGCCUCUUGUGUUAGAAUAGUAAUAAUACUGGUAUCUCAUUAAAAAUAAAGAUUUUACUAUUAAGCUAGGUAAGAUGGGCAAAUAGAUACACUAUAGUAUCUUGUCCUCAUUUGAACUAGGAUGUUCUUGGAAGUUAUUACAGUGAUUUUUUUGUCUGAAAUGAAAAUUAACCUAAGUUUUAAAGUAAGUCUGUUUGGAAAUUUGCUUAAGUAUUGACUAGGUAAGCCAUGCUUGAACUUUAAAAAAAAAAGGUAUGGCCCCUUUUUAUAUUUGAAAUAGGAUUCAAUAUUUAAUGUUAACAGUAUUUUAUUUUAGUGAAAUUUGUUUUGGUCACAACAAUUUCUUAAACUGAAUUCGACUUCUUUCAGUAACUUGUUAGAGACAAUCUCAAGGACUAGAAAGUAUUGCUAAAAUGGAUAUUUUAUAUUUCAGACUUACUAAUCAGCUUAAAAAUUAAUUUUGUCAUAGUUCAAGACAUUAAUAGGAAUCUCUUAGAGGGCACUUUGAAAGGAACUACUUUAUUGGGAAAAUGUUCUUAAAAUAUCAGUAAUAGUUCAUUGCAUAACAUAGUAGCUGAGAACUUAGAUUAUGUUGUUAAUUGCAUAGUUCAGCUCAGGCCCAUCAUUAGUUUGGAUUAUUGGCGUUCUCUUAUACAGAUUUCUGUCACUGUAGAUAUGUAAUUAUGGUAAUAAGCAAUUCUCAUAACCAUGCUCACUUAGACUGUGUCAUUUGAAACUGCCAGCAGCUAGAGCUCUCAGAGCCAAAGUUAAUUCAUUUUGUUUCCCUUUUUGACAUUUUUUUUUUGGUGUUCACAAAACAUAAAAUUUCUAUCUUCACCCCAAUAUGCCAUGAUGGAAAUUGCUGUAUGAUAAUAUUAUAUAUUUAAUCAUAAAGAGGGAAAAGUUUUGGAUUUUUUCUUAUUUAAAAGAAGUAUUGAGUAUAUUAAGAAUGUAGUUUCAAAUCAGUAAGUCAUUAACAACACUUGCAGCUGCAUACAGAGAGAACCUUCUGUGCCUUUUGCCUGCAGUAAGCAUUCAUUUCUCUUCUACGUGAGCUGUAAGAAUGUAGAUGAUUAUUGCACCUUGUUCUUCUGUAAAUAGAUUUGAUUAAGGAUUUUUUUUUAAAGCAAGGAGCAGUUUUUCAUUACUAGGUAGAUACCUUAGUAAACAUGAGAGGAAGCAUCAGAUAUACGUCUUUGGAGCCCAGCCUUUUCCCUGUUUAGUAAGUGGGAACCUCCUUUGGAAUGUAGUCAUUUGUGUGUAUAUGUGUGUACAUAUAUGUAUAAAUAGUUAUUUAAAUACAUAAACAUAAAAUUCAUCAUCACAUUGGUGUGAUGACAAGUAGUAGGUGCUAGGUGGUUACAUUAAAAGCACAGCAGAGUGUAUAAAAUCAGUCACUAUGACUGGUGGUUUCUGUAAACUAGGUUCAGUUUUUGAACCACUCAGAAUACCUCAUGUGUAAAUACAAUGGUCAUGACUUAAUCGGAAUACACUUAUUGUAAAAAGAAUGUGAAGCCACUGGUUGGCUUAUGCCUUCUGAUCUAUAAUUCUUGCCUCUUUUUUUGUAAAGGGGUUGUUUUUUUGUUUGUUUGUUUUUGUUUUUUAAUAGGGUUUACAGCUAGAAUUUUGAAUGCCAAAGUUAUAUUUAUUAAAUAAAAAAAAGUUUUCAAUGUUAACAGCUAAGUAUUUUUCCACUGGACUAUUGUUUGUUGAUGUUGGAAUUUGUAUUUACAGAGAAAUAAAUUUUUUAUAAAAAGA
Camelus dromedarius (Arabian camel) is the source of this 7137-nucleotide messenger RNA. It is a transcript of the gene CEP85L, whose product is annotated as centrosomal protein 85 like. Gene Ontology annotation, cellular component: centrosome. The coding region runs from base 357 to 2777 and encodes 806 amino acids. Lineage: Eukaryota; Metazoa; Chordata; Mammalia; Artiodactyla; Camelidae. The transcript has 13 exons. The record is from RefSeq and is a predicted model, not a curated record.